AUUGCAGCCAUGAUCCCGGCAUCGAUCAGUCUGUCAUUGAAACAUUGAAGUUGCUUCCACUGUGGACUGUCGAUCCGACUAACAUCAGGGUCCUCACCUUGCGAUGGCCCUAACAAGGUUGGCGACGACAACAUUGAAUCUGCCAGACGGACCUGUCGAGGUCGCUGUCGGAGAAGCCACACCAGAGCAGCAACUGGAGUGUUGCAGGCUUGCCGGGACCGCCUUUGCUGCACCUCUCUCCCAGGACCAAUAUGUUGAGCUGGAGCGCCAUCUCGGCAGCCUGCCACUCGCCGUGCCCCGAGCAAGACGCUACUGGUGCCUGUACCCAAUCAACAACCCGAAUUGCAUCCUCGCCACGUGCAAGACCCUCCACAGAUUCAUCCUCGUCAAAGAAGGCGCCAAAGUGACCGAGAAUGACGGCUACUGCAUUGCCAGCGUCAUAACAAAUCCAGACUACAGGAAGGCUGGUCUGGCUUCUAUGCUGAUGGGCCAUGUAGCCGAGUGGAUGGAUGGUCCUGGAGCAGCAACAGCCAGCAUGCUUUAUACCAGCAUCGGAGAUUUCUAUGCCAAAAGGGGCUGGGGCCCGCUGCCUGCUUUCGAGUCUACCUUGACGUGUGCUACCAAUGCCACAUUUGACAGGCCGCCCAGUCUACCUGGAACGCGAGUCUUGACUCCUACAGACGUCGAUACGCUCUGUGCCAGGGACGUCGAGAGCGUCAAAGUGGUGAUGCGUCAGAUGCAGACCUCUACAGGCCAGAGGCUUGCUGCUGUUUCUCCGACGGCCGAUCUCAUCAACUUGUUGCAGGAAAGGGCUAACUUUAUGGCCCUGAAACAAUUCGGUAAACCAACGGAGCAUCGGGGUGCGAUCAGCGAAUCUGGGGACUCUUGGCUAUAUUGGUAUCAUGAUUUCCGAAAAGGACAGCUGGCCGUGCUGAGGAUCCACCUCUCGCAUGGCUUUGCGGGAAGGCAGCCGGAGCAGCUUGUCAGUCUGUUUCUAGAUGCUUUAGAGGAGGCUGCGGCAUGGGCGUUGCCGAAAGUGACAGUCUGGGACGCCAACCCAGUCGUCCUCGAGGCGUUAGAUCUUCUUGAGGACCGGCAUGCGGUGAAGGUGACAAACGGGCAAAGACAACAAAGGAGUAUACCAUCAUUGAGGUGGAGAGGCGACGAUGGAUCAAAGACGGCCUGUCUUCACUGCAACGAGUUUUAUGCGUGGAGCUGAACUCCAUCAUCGAUUUCCAUUCUACUUGAAAGCCAAUUACGGCGCGACAGGGCGCUCACUACAACUGUGCGUGCGGAGCUCCUUCACCCUUAGGUACUCACUGAAGUCGCUGCACUUAUUCGAUAAAAUGACCCCGGAAACCAGACUGUCAUUCCGCGGACUGCCUCGAACUUACCAUGCCAAUUUGUCGUGUCUACAGAAGACGAGGGUGUCAUUGAAUGUCGAUACAACGGCAUAACAUCAUCGCUAUUCGCGAGAUACUCGCUUUGGCACGAAUAAAUGCAGAGUAUAGUACCGCUUCAUGAGAUCUCAGAGUUUUCCUGCCUGGAUCAAGGCUUUCUGGUUCAAAGAGGAAAUAAAACGUUUGUUUGAUAAGCAGCCGCGGGGCAUUGAUGGGCUCGAACAGCCACUUUGGGCCCCGGGGCGUCAUCUGAAGCGCGCUCAGUUUGAUCUCUCAAGUGUGUGUGGGCAG
Diaporthe batatas is the source of this 1691-nucleotide messenger RNA. RefSeq lists its product as uncharacterized. The transcript is spliced from 3 exons. The record is from RefSeq and is a predicted model, not a curated record. The coding region runs from base 104 to 1219 and encodes 371 amino acids. NCBI's taxonomy places the organism in Eukaryota, Fungi, Ascomycota, Sordariomycetes, Diaporthales, Diaporthaceae.